AUGGCUGCCUCUGUCUACAUGAUCCUCGGCCGCAUUAUCGUCCUUGCCGAGGGCGAGACCUACUCCCCCAACCGCCCCCUCUGGCUCACCAAGAUCUUUGUCGUCGGCGACGUCCUCUCCCUCCUGGCGCAGGCCCAGGGCGCGGCCUCAUCGCCGAAGCCGACCUCAGAGUGA
Verticillium nonalfalfae is the source of this 174-nucleotide messenger RNA. RefSeq lists its product as uncharacterized. Lineage: Eukaryota; Fungi; Ascomycota; Sordariomycetes; Glomerellales; Plectosphaerellaceae. Bases 1 to 174 code for a protein of 57 amino acids. The transcript has 2 exons. The record is from RefSeq and is a predicted model, not a curated record. Gene Ontology annotation, cellular component: membrane.